Molecule: messenger RNA, 1780 nt
Organism: Durio zibethinus
Lineage: Eukaryota; Viridiplantae; Streptophyta; Magnoliopsida; Malvales; Malvaceae
Gene: CYP77A5P
Product: cytochrome P450, family 77, subfamily A, polypeptide 5
Molecular function (GO): racemase and epimerase activity, acting on amino acids and derivatives
Source: RefSeq, a predicted model, not a curated record
CAGGAAAUGUUUUCAAUUGGGUCUCUUUCUGUCUUCCCGAAAACCCCUUUCAAUCCCUCAAUAUCCCACAAACCACAAACUCCAACUGCCCAUUUGCAAUCUGUACGUCAAAAAUUCGAUGGAACUGCCCGCUACUGCUUAUGCAACAAAUUUUGGGUUCAAGAAUUUGAUGGAAACUUUCACUAUGGAAGUCCAGAAAGCUGAGAACAGACCACUGAAUGUACCUUUGAUUGCUCCUUUCACCAUAGCCUCUUCUAGGCUUGAGAAGGUGGAGAAUGUGGCCAUCAGGAUCGAGUUGAAAAAUGGAUGUGUUGGUUGGGGUGAGGCUCCGAUUCUGCCUUUUGUUACGGUGGAGGAUCAGCCUACUGCCAUGGCUAAGGCCAAGGAGGCCUGUGAGAUGCUCAAGAGUUGUUCUUCCAUGACUCUCGGGGCAGUACUGGGGGAGAUUGGUGAUGUUUUGCCUGGACAUCAGUUUGCUUCUGUUAGGGCAGGAGUUGAGAUGGCAUUGAUUGAUGCAGUUGCUAAGAGCAUUGGCAUACCUCUGUGGAGACUAUUUGGUGGAGCUUCAAAUAUGAUAACCACUGAUAUAACAAUUCCUAUUGUUUCCCCUGCUGAAGCUGCUGUAUUAGCUUCAAAGUAUCACAAACAAGGAUUCAAAACUUUGAAGCUUAAGGUGGGAAAGAACCUGAAAGCUGACAUUGAAGUUUUACAAGCGAUACGUGCGGCCCACCCUGAUUGUUCAUUCAUCUUGGAUGCUAAUGAGGGAUAUAAACCUGAAGAGGCUAUUGAAGUUCUUGAAAAAUUACAUGAAAUGGGGGUGACUCCUGUUCUUUUUGAACAGCCAGUUCAUAGAGAUGAUUGGGAAGGUCUUGGCCAUGUUAGUCAUUUUGCAAAAAACAAAUAUAAGGUAUCUGUUGCUGCAGAUGAGAGCUGUCGAAGUAUGGCUGAUGUUAAGAAAAUAGUACAGGGGGAACUUGCAGAUGUAGUUAACAUUAAGCUUGCCAAAGUUGGAGUCGUUGGUGCUCUUGAAAUUAUUGAGGUGGCUAAGGCAACAGGACUGAAUCUCAUGAUUGGUGGUAUGGUGGAAACCAGACUUGCCAUGGGCUUUGCCGGCCAUCUUGCUGCUGGCCUUGGAUGUUUCCAAUUUGUUGAUUUGGAUACUCCCCUUCUCCUGUCUGAAGAUCCAGUUUUUGAAGGAUAUGAAGUUGACGGAGCUGUCUAUAAGUUCACAAAUGCUAGCGGCCAUGGUGGUUUCCUUCAUUGGGAAAAUAUUGCAUGGUAAGCACCUAGUUUACUACCUAAUUUGUUGUAAAAUGUUUUUCGAGAUCCAACAUGCUAUAACUUGUUGACAUUGUACCAGAGGUCACUGAUGACUCAUCUUAUGUUGAUCGAAAGCAUAGAACUCAGUGGUUAUUAAUCCUUAAACUGGAGGGUAGAUACACAUAAUCAUCAUGAAAUUAGCAACAAUAAAAAUGGAAAAUCAACAAUGCAUAGGCAACUAAGUUUUGGUAGAGGUGAACCAUCUGCGAUAUUUAUAUAUAUAAAAUGAUUAGAAUUGUUAGUACUUGUAUGCUUGGAAAAUUUUAUUAGCUUUUGAGAAUACUGAGUACAAGAGAAAUUAGUUUGGUUCCAAUAUGCUAUUACAUAACUACUGAGUUAUUGAGUUGGUUCUGGAGGAGGUGUCAACUUGUACUCUAGUUAGUCUUUUAAGCAUAUGAACUGUGCUUUCAAGAGAUUGAUCCAAAGCAUUAGGGUGUUGACCCAAAAAAAAAAAAAAAAA